Molecule: messenger RNA, 5656 nt
Organism: Mauremys mutica (yellowpond turtle)
Lineage: Eukaryota; Metazoa; Chordata; Testudines; Geoemydidae
Gene: CDADC1
Product: cytidine and dCMP deaminase domain containing 1
Exons: 9
Coding region: 287-1759 (490 amino acids)
Biological process (GO): dTMP biosynthetic process; dUMP biosynthetic process
Cellular component (GO): cytoplasm
Molecular function (GO): dCMP deaminase activity; zinc ion binding
Source: RefSeq, a predicted model, not a curated record
UUCCCACAGCGGCCCGCUCCGCUCCCUCAAGCCCCGCCCCACACUGAGCCAACCAACGGACGCUCAUCGGAGUGACUUCACCUCCCCCUCCCAAGCGCCUGAACCAGCCGACCACGCCCCUUCGCCGUUAAGGCAGUAGCUUCAUGAUGACGUAAAGAUGCUGACGCAGAGCUCGCGCCGCGCUAGCUCGUUGACGGGGGUUUGUUGCCACAGCAGUUAUGUGGGGCGGAGCUGAGUUGCCGGAGCCGCUCGAGCCGCUAACGGGCGGGUGAGGCCAGCGAGACCGAUGCAAAGUGCGGAGGGUCCAGGCGAUGGACAGGUGGCGGCCGGGCGGAGAGUCUGCACCGCGGGCACCCAGACCGACAGCGUGUCAGGUCAAACACCAAGGCUUUCCAAAGUAAAUCUUUUCACUUUGUUCAGUCUCUGGAUGGAACUAUUUCCCCCAGUUGAACAGCAAAAGAAAUCGCAGGUAAAGAAGACUGGCCUGGUCGUAGUGAAAAAUAUAAAAAUGGUUGGUCUACAUUGCUCCAGUGCAGACUUACAUGCUGGUCAAAUUGCUCUGAUUAAACAUGGAUCAAGGCUUAAAAACUGUGAUCUUUAUUUUUCCAGAAAACCAUGUUCAACUUGUUUAAAAAUGAUUGUAAAUGCUGGAGUGAACAGAAUUUCUUAUUGGCCUGCAGAUCCUGAAAUAAGUUUGCAGAAUGAAGCCUCCAACCCUACCAGUACUGAAGAUGCAAAGCUAGAUGCCAAAGCAGUAGAAAGAUUGAAAUCAAAUAGUCGAGCUCGUGUGUGUCUCUUGCUUCAGCCUUUAGUGUGUGAUAUGGUGCAGUUUGUAGAGGAAACCACCUACAAGUGUGAUUUCAUUCAAAAAAUUGCAAAAACUCUGUCUGGGUGUAACACUGACUUUUAUACUGAGUGUAGACAAGAAAGAAUAAAGGAGUAUGAAAGUUUAUUCCUAAUUUCAAAUGAAGAAAUGCACAAGCAAAUAUUGAUGACUAUGGGUCUGGAGAACCUCUGCGAAAAUCCAUAUUUUAGCAAUCUUAGGCAAAAUAUGAAAGAUCUUAUCCUGCUUUUGGCCACAGUAGCUGCCAGUGUCCCUACCUUCAGCCAUUUUGGAUUUUAUUGUAAUGGAUCGCAACAGACAAAUGACAUGCACUAUCAAAGCUUGCCCCAAGAAAUUGCAAGGCACUGUAUGAUACAAGCCAGGUUACUGGCGUACCGAACUGAGGAUCACAAAACAGGUGUGGGAGCUGUUAUUUGGGCAGAAGGAAAAUCUAGCUGUGAUGGAACAGGAGCCAUGUAUUUUGUAGGCUGUGGUUAUAAUGCCUUUCCUGUUGGAUCUGAAUAUGCUGAUUUUCCACACAUGGAUGAUAAACAAAAAGACAGAGAAAUCAGAAAGUUCAGAUACAUCAUACAUGCUGAACAGAACGCCUUGACAUUCAGGUGUCAAGAAAUAAAACCAGAAGAGAGAAGCAUGAUUUUUGUGACAAAAUGUCCCUGUGAUGAAUGUGUGCCUUUAAUCAAAGGUGCUGGCAUCAAGCAAAUCUAUGUAGGAGAUGUAGAUGUUGGAAAGAAGAAAGCAGACAUAUCAUACAUGAAGUUUCGUGAACUUGAAGGCGUUAGCAAAUUUACGUGGCAACUAAGCCCAUCCCACACUGAUGUUCAUGAGCCCACAGCCAGAGAAAAUGGCGUACAGAAAACACAAUCACUAGAUGAACAGCAGCACCAGAGCAAGAAACUCUGCCUUGGAAACCAUUGAGCAACUAAGUACGAAACAAGCAAGGUCUCUGCAGAUUCUCCAUAGCACUUUUAUAAUCCAGCCUGUUUGUACUAGCAAAUAAGGAUGGGUUUUAUUUAUUGAUUGCUUGAAAAGAGAUUUUUUAGAAUAAGUUUAUUUAUGAUGUCUUAAAUGUUUUAUAGCAUUUUUAAUUUAGAUGUUUAUGAAAAGAAUUUCUGGAAAAAUGCUGCUUAUAUCAUAUACAAAAUGAAUUUGGUGGCCACCACUAAGAUUGCUUUGCUGGCUGGUCAUUGUUAAUAAAAAUUCAGAUCAGAGGACUGGAAACUAGCUCAUUGCUCAUAGGACAGAAGAAUUUUGGGGGAAAAUAGCAAAUGGCAUCUGCGUGGCUUGCAGGAAUGGAUUGCCAUGCUUCAGGCAAUCAGAACACAGCUUUGCAGAAAUGAUACGGCCUGAUUGUUCACGUGUUCUGCUUGUGGAAAUACCACAGCAUACAUGGUUUGUAGACAGUAACUAUAAUUCUGUUGCACUAAAGUAGGUUUAAUUUUGAUUUUCAAUCCUCUGGUAUAAGGGCUAUAAAGUCAUUGAAUGUCCUCACUAGAUAAAUGACUCCGAGAUAAACCUUAAAGUGUUUUUCAUAAAUUUCUCUCUACAAUAGUAGUAGGAGUUGCUAUUCUGUGACAGCAUUCUCUUGCAUUGACUUUAUUUGUUAUGGAUGCUUUUAAAAAUGGACUUCAGUUGAAUACUCCUAUAUGGAGAUCAGUUUGUCACUGUUUAAAAACUGGAGCUAGCUGACUUCAAAUGUGACACACUCUGUACCUUGUGUACAACACACAGGGAUGCUUGGCUCUUAGGUCACAUAGGAAGAAUUUUUUAAGACAUCAUUAACAAUAUCUUAGAACAGUCAUUGUCCUAUAGGAAACUCACUGGCUAAAUUACCAGAUUUCCUUAUGUCCCUUGUUAGACAGGAAGACAUGAACCAGUGAGACAGAAUGUUUUCUCGUAGAGACCAAUACUAUACUGAUAAUUAAAACAGGAGAAUGGAAAGUGUAUUAGAAACCAGACUGAACUUACAAACCCAUCUCAUUAAUGGCUCUGAGGUGGCACUGUGUACAGUUACCAAGUGACAGGUGUUUGUACUUUGUCAAAAUACAAGUGGCUUCCGCCAAAAUGUAACAGCAAUUCACUAACUAGUAGCUCCUCUUCCUCCUCGUUCUCCUGCAAACCCAGCAGGAGGGCAGGUUCCCAGCUGGGAAUCCAAACUCGAGUCUGUCUCCCCCACGAUGAUGCUGAUCAUGACUAGACCCUGGGGGCAGCCAAGGCUUUUAGAAAAAAUGUAAUACUGGAAACAUAAGUGCUUGUUAAGAGAGAAUUUUCUCGCCCAGCAGUAGCACUACAAUCUCCACUAUAACUACACGCAUUACACCUGAUAAAAACCAUGGUAUGCUUUAAAUAGCAGUGAAACUGCAAAGCAAAGCAAGGCAUGCCAGUAAUUUCAAUACUGUCUGUAUCUGCUCUUUUCUGUUACUCGUUUCCAGCUGCCCUGGUGAACUGUAGAAUAUACAGGACCUUCAGCUUUCAUUUUUCCUACAGUGGCAGCCAUAUAUAGAGUCUCAAAUUCUUGGUCUUUCUAAAAAGUUAGCAUGCUGGUAGACAGGGCUGACCAGACAGUAGGUUGUUUAGCAGACAUCUGUCAUGUAACAUAUCUUUUACUGAGAGGCUUUUGUGUCAUUGUUACAUGGUUUGGCAGAGGGUCUCAAGUCUUAAUCUUCACGGUCUCAGGUUAAAGUCUCUAGGUUCUGGUUGUAGAUGCACAGAGUUGCUGCCUGUGAUUCCUGAGAUGCAACGUGUUGCUGUGAUUCCUUAUGGGCUUGUGGUGCCUGCUUACUCCUAAAUGCUUGGGACCUAUGGUCUGGGUAGCCGGUACAGAGCCUUUACAGGAGCUUUUAUUCCCUUACAUGGAUAUGUAUCCUGAGUCACAAUGUAGCCCUCAGUGGAAUAGCAGGAGCUGCUGUUUUCCUUCAGCCUGUUUAAAUUUCUUUAAAAAUAUAUUCUGGAAACUGUCUGAUGCCAGAUGAUGUAAGUGUGUUUUGGGUGGAGAACAUUCUGCCACUAACAUCGGUGUGUUGAGUAAUGUCCAUGUGCUGCUGCAAGUGUUAGUGCAUUUCAGGGUUAAGAUGUUUACAGCUUCAUUUCAUCGGGCCAGACUCUUGGCAAGUGAUCCUAUUGAAGCCAACUUCUUUGUAAAUAAUGGUGGCAGAAUUUAGGGCUUAAUGAGAACUUUGAAACCAUGCUAAAGAGCUAGUACAACAGUGACGCAGAAGGAAGUCCAUGACCUGAAAUAACUUGCCUGUCAUUGUGCCACUAACUAUGUGCACUUUCAUGCACUAGGAUAAAACAGAGGCCUUGCUCUUGUACCUGGAUCUGCACAGAUGGAUCUCUGUGCCUGCGUCUAGCCCCUUUGGCUUCAGGGGGCCUGCACAGAUCCAGUUGCAGCAUUAGAGCUAAAUGAGGACAGCAGAAUGUGACCCAAACUGUUAACCCAUCUUUAAAGCAUACAAUGCUGUACUAAAAUAUUCUGAGAGCAGUAGCAGGCCAGUAUUCCAGUGAAAACAGAUUCUCUUUUAAACCAUGGGUAGUCAGUUUUAAAUUAGUCUUGGGACAUUCUUUCCCCUUUUGACAUUUAUUAAAUUAAUCUUAAGUAUCCCUGUGUAUGAAAGGGACACUGUCAAGGUUAGUACAGUAAACAAAGAAAUUUGAACUACCCUUUUCCCUAAUCUAUUUGCAAACUUCAUGAAAUUCUUUACAUGCAUUUUUUUCUGUAGCUAACGGUCUGAUGUUCCUCCAGGUUUUCUACAGACUUCACAAGUAGCUGAGGAUUUAUUAGUAACCCUACAAUAAUAAACUAGUAUGUUUAUCGGAUGACUUAUAUAUUUUUGUAAGUAAACAGAUUUUGUGUCUACCAUUGAAGCGGCUGUUAUAAACUGCAAGGAACAAGGGUCUGAUAGUUAUCACAAUAGAGGCAAAGAGAAAAUGCAUCAGAAGAUACAUUCUUUGACAGUUCUUUUAAAAUACAACUUCAAAGUCUGAAUCAUGGUGGAGGUUUGUACUUCAGUUCUUUUAAAUUUGAAACCUUUAUUUUUGUAAAAAUUGCUUUUAAAAAGGGGAAUUAUUCUGGAUUAUUUGUAUAGAUUUUGUUAUGCAGAGGUUGAUGGUGACAUUUUAUAAUUGCUUUUAACACAGAGUGUGUGGGGUCUGCAUUUCUACAGUGUUCUAUCAUAUUAUUGCUACAGCUCAGACUCACCUUCUGAAGCUCUCAAAGUUUUGAAGAGUCUGGUCUUGCACAUGUAACUCCAUUAAAGUUCUGUGCAUAGGACUGGACCCUUACCUUGGCUUGUAGCUACAGUGUGUCCCCAGCUCACUGUGCCUCUCAGAUCAUGGCCCAUUUAGAUGCUGCUGUGUGCUUUAUCCAUUGAAAGAUGCAAGGAACACUUCCAUGUUUUCUACAGCAUUUACUUGAGCAUGUAUGUGAAGAAUUUUCUCUGUCAUCCUAUGUAAAGAUAUAACUUUAGCACACCUGCUCUUUAAAUUUAAAAAAUGUUAUUUUACAUUUUAUAUUAAAGUGUGAAAUUUCUACAUAUGCGGGUUUUGUUUGGUCCUUUCAGCUCAUGUAAGAACAAGUAUAUUGGAAAUGUUAAAUAUCAGUAACUUGUCUCUGAUAUCAGAGGGGUAGCCGUGUUAGUCUGGAUCUGUAAAAGCAGCAAAGAAUCCUGUGGCACCUUAUAAACUAACAGAUGUUUGUUAGUCUAUAAGGUGCCACAGGAUUCUUUGCUGCUUGUCUCUGAUGUGAUGAGAAUUACAGAAAUGAUCAUUCUUGGUGUCUGUCUUAUAGCAAUACAUGUUUUUUGGUAAUAAAUUACU